GGUGCCCUGCGGACUGGAGGGAGGGAAUCGCAGCCGGGAGGGAAGCGAGCGGCGGGAUCCGCGGUGGCGGUAGCAGCAGCAUGGUUACGCUGUACGGGGGCGUAGAGGGGGGAGGCACACGAUCCAAGGUCCUUUUACUCUCAGAGGAUGGGCAGAUCCUGGCAGAAGCGGAUGGACUCAGCACAAACCACUGGCUGAUCGGGACAGACAAGUGCGUGGAGAGGAUCAACGAGAUGGUGAACAGGGCCAAACGGAAAGCAGGGGUGGAUCCUCGGGUUCCUCUCCGAAGCUUGGGCCUAUCCCUGAGCGGUGGGGAUCAGGAGGACGCGGUGAGGAUGCUGAUGGAGGAGCUGAGGGACCGAUUUCCCUACCUGAGUGAAAGCUACUUAAUCACCACCGAUGCCGCCGGCUCCAUCGCCACAGCUACGCCGGAUGGUGGGAUCGUGCUCAUCUCUGGGACGGGCUCCAACUGCAGGCUCAUCAACCCCGACGGCUCUGAGAGCGGCUGUGGCGGCUGGGGCCACAUGAUGGGAGAUGAGGGCUCAGCCUACUGGAUUGCACACCAAGCAGUGAAAAUAGUGUUUGACUCCAUCGACAACCUAGAGGCGGCUCCUCAUGACAUUGGCUAUGUCAAACAGGCCAUGUUCAACUAUUUCCAGGUGCCAGAUCGGCUAGGAAUCCUCACCCACCUGUAUAGGGACUUCGAUAAAUGCAGGUUUGCUGGGUUUUGCCGGAAAGUUGCAGAAGGUGCUCAGCAGGGAGACCCCCUUUCCCGCUACAUCUUCAGGAAGGCCGGGGAGAUGCUGGGCAGACACGUUGUGGCAGUGUUGCCGGAGAUUGACCCGGUCUUAUUCCAGGGGGAGAUGGGCCUGCCCAUCCUGUGCGUGGGCUCUGUGUGGAAGAGCUGGGAGCUGCUGAAGGAAGGUUUCCUUUUGGCACUGACCCAAGGCAGAGAGAUCCAGGCUCAGAACUCCUUCUCAGGCUUCACCCUGUUGAAGCUUCGACAUUCCUCCGCCCUGGGCGCGGCCAGCCUUGGGGCCAGGCACAUCGGGCACCUCCUCCCCAUGGACUACAGUGCCAAUGCCAUUGCCUUCUACUCCUAUACCUUCUCCUAGUGCACCGGCCCUGGCUUUAUCCUCUCUAAGCAAGCCCAGUGGACAUUGGGUGCUCGGAGGCAGGAGGCUUUUUCUCCUUUUCCUUUUUUUUUUGUAAAAAAGAAACACAUAAAAGAAAAUAAAUGCACUUUAACCACUCCCCA
This is a messenger RNA of Odocoileus virginianus texanus, 1258 nucleotides long. RefSeq names its product N-acetylglucosamine kinase (gene NAGK). The record is from RefSeq and is a predicted model, not a curated record. NCBI's taxonomy places the organism in Eukaryota, Metazoa, Chordata, Mammalia, Artiodactyla, Cervidae. Gene Ontology annotation, molecular function: N-acetylglucosamine kinase activity.